Oppia nitens is the source of this 528-nucleotide messenger RNA. It is a transcript of the gene RpS27, whose product is annotated as 40S ribosomal protein S27-like. Gene Ontology annotation, molecular function: structural constituent of ribosome; RNA binding. Gene Ontology annotation, cellular component: cytosolic small ribosomal subunit; ribosome. Bases 120 to 374 code for a protein of 84 amino acids. Lineage: Eukaryota; Metazoa; Arthropoda; Arachnida; Sarcoptiformes; Oppiidae. Gene Ontology annotation, biological process: ribosomal small subunit assembly; translation. The transcript has 3 exons. The record is from RefSeq and is a predicted model, not a curated record.
GUGGACAGUCAUGCGCUAUGUAUGGGCACAGGUAUGUUGUAUUGCAUGGCAUAGUGUGUUAAAGUCGACGACAUAUUUCUUUCUCUUUGCUUUUACCAGCGCUUCAAACAACUAUUAAAAUGCCUUUGGCCAGAGAUUUGUUGCACCCGAAUCCGGCGGAUGAGAGGCGCCGCUGCAAACUGAAACGUCUCGUACAACACCCCAAUAGCUUCUUUAUGGACGUGAAAUGUCCCGGUUGUCUUAAGAUUACGACUGUCUUCAGUCACGCGCAAACUGUGGUCCAAUGUAAGGGCUGUUCGACAAUAUUGUGUACACCGACGGGUGGAAAAGCACGGCUCAGGGAUGGAUGCAGUUUCAGAAAAAAACAACAUUAAAAUCAAUCACUAAUUUGUUUAAAAAUAUUGUCAUUUUUUGUGUUAAACAAAGCUUUUGAAUAAAUUAAUGAAUAAACAAAUUAAUUGAAUGUUGUUUUAAUUAUGUAAUAAAUACUAUUUUUUAAUACAAUAUAAUAAUAAUAUCGGUUCUAAC